This is a messenger RNA of Trichophyton rubrum CBS 118892, 2941 nucleotides long. RefSeq lists its product as uncharacterized. The record is from RefSeq and is a predicted model, not a curated record. The transcript is spliced from 2 exons. NCBI's taxonomy places the organism in Eukaryota, Fungi, Ascomycota, Eurotiomycetes, Onygenales, Arthrodermataceae. Bases 331 to 1977 code for a protein of 548 amino acids.
GGGUCUUCUCAUCCUCCCGGUCGAUCUGCGCCGGCGAGAUAGACAUGUAACGACGCCUGGCGCUGCGCCAUUGGCUGCCCUUGGAGGAUCCGAUGAGCUUGACGUCAGCUUCACGGGCUGUAUUUUCAGAAACAUCCAAGCCACCAGGCUCAGGCCCGUCUAGUCGCCGUUUGUCUGCUAUAUUUCGUUGUUAUUGAUAUCAUUGCUUGUCUGUAGUUGGACGUUCGAUGGCUGCCUUUCCUCCAUCGCUGGACGGUGAAUCAACUGAAUUGGAGAUAGUUAUCGACAACGGCGAUCUAUACACUCGCUAACGCCGCGCAAUAACUAAUAAUGGGGCCUGUCGACCUCCCCCGGCCAUCAUCGCCAGCUCGCUACGACGCCGAAGCUGAGGCUGUCGGCCUUCUUUCAUAUCAUGACCAGCAGAAGCAGCAGCAGCAGCAGCAGCAGCCAAGUCACGGCCGAGGCGGACUUCUGCAAGCCAUCCACGGCCGGUCACCCAGCAGCCUGAACUCGCUUCCUCUGCGGCGGGCUGAGAAGACAGGCCACCAUCUGCUCGCUGCCAUAGGCUGCUCUCCAACGCGGCGAGCUGGAACCAGGCUGUCGAGAACCCACCGCCUGUUACGGCUUGUCGGGUUUCUGGCCUGGCUGUUCGUGGCCGUCUCGGUGGCCGAGUCGCUGCUGUGGCCGCCAUAUCAAACGCCGCCAGAGCACUAUGCCGGCCUGCGUGAGCGGAUCCUCGGUUCCACGCAGCCUGGGCGAGGAAACCCAGAGGGCCAGAAGGUGUUCAUAGCAAGUAAUAUCGUGAAGGAGGAGAUGAUUCGCGGGCCCUGGGGCCGCUCGCUGCUCGAGCUCGUCGACCUCCUGGGGGAGGAUAACGUGUUUGUCAGUAUCUACGAGAACGACAGCGGGCCGGGGACAGGAGACGCCCUCAGAGAGCUUGCUGCACAGCUACCAUGUAACUCAUCGGUUGUUGCAGGGGAGCAUCUGCCCAUUGAGGGCCUCCCUACGACCACUCUGCCGUCAGGGGACGAGCGAGUAAAGCGCAUAGCGUACCUGGCCAGAAUCCGCAACCGGGUACUGGAACCGCUGAACUCGGCGUACCAGUCCUCUGGCGAUCAUGUAGCAGCGGACGGGUUCGGGUUCAGUCAUGCGAACAUGCAGUUUGACCGGGUCCUGUUCUUGAACGACGUCUACUUCUCGGCCAUUGAGGCUGCCCAGCUCCUGUUUUCGACCAAUGUAGACCAGGCCGGUCACGCUCAGUAUCGGGCAGCCUGUGCCGUCGACUUUAUCUCCAAGGCCAUGUUCUACGACACCUUCGUGGUCAGGGAUGCCGAGGGCUAUGGCACCGGCCUGAUGUUCUUUCCCUGGUUCGCUCCCGUCGGACAGGCCAGGAGCAGAAACCAGGUCCUCCAGGGCGCCGAUGCAGUCGAGGUGCGCAGCUGCUGGGGAGGCAUGGCGGCCUUCCAGGCAUCGAUAUUCCAGCACUAUUCAACGGCGGACUCGACAAGCCACAUUGUCACUCGCUUCCGGCACGACUCAGAGCCCUUUUGGGAAUCUUCCGAGUGCUGCUUGAUCUUUGCAGAUUGGGAAGAUCGGUUUGGCCAGCCAGACGUUGCAAAUCAGACUGGUGUUUUCUUGAACCCGUACGUUCGAGUGGCCUACUCACAGAAUACUUGGAAGUGGCUGGGGUUCUUCAGACGGUUUGAACGCAUCUUUGCAAACCUGCAGUUUCUUGUCAGCCGGCUGGCUUAUCCGGAGCAUAACCCUCGGCGAACUCACCUUCCAGGACAGAAGGUGAGAGAGUGUGUGUGGCAGAGUAACGCAGAUGGUCACCCGGGGGGUUCGCUUCAAACGAUCCAGCGGAUAGCAAGCCCUGGAGGCUUCUGUGGCCAGAGACGAAUGUUUGUCAUGGUAGACGACAUUGAGAAGGCAAACAGGAACGGAGCAAAGAAUUGGAUGAAAAUACCUGUUCCCUGAAUGGUCGAGUCGCAUUAUUGACUUGAAAUAUCCUUAUUUAUUUCUUAUUUAGUCAAGUUACUACUUACAUGUUUAUCGCUCUGUUAACUAUAAGAUGAGCAUAGCAUAAUCAUAUCAUAAUAAUAGUAAUUAUAAUAUCAAUUUAAAUUAAUCUGCACGAAGCUUGGUCAUGCAGCGUAUGAUGUUUUCUUCUGUGCCUCGAACUCUGCUUGCAGUCCAAGCAGAUAUCAUCGACAUUCAGAAUCAACAGCUCCCAUCAUCAACCAGGCGAGAUUCAAUAAUCUAGAACCUUUUUUCAUUUCCCUCGUCUAUCUCAACUAACCAGGAAGCGGGAAAUUGGACACUGAUAGCCAGAGGAUUGGCGCUCAUCCAGAUGACUGGCGCGUACCAGCGAACUGACAAUCUCACCCCAUCUCGACUCGUCUCGUCUAUCCAGGGCCUAUUGUCUGGCAAGCGACUCCGUAACUAGUCGUCAAUGCUAAAAUAUAGCCAAAGUGCUUCCUGGAAAGAGGAGCAGUACUCUGAUCUUUCUCUGCAUUGCUUCUCUCUCCCUCUCUCUGUCAGCCUUUGCUUUUUUCUCUCUCUCUCUCCUGAUUUUCUUUCUUUUUUUUUUUUUUUUAUUUUCACAGCUUUACUUUACUACUGCCCAUCUCUCCCGCCGGCACUUUCACCCCUGGCCGCACCGUUUUGAGGCGUUGCACGGGUAUCUGAAUAUUGGUUCGUACUCUCUGGAUCGUGUCGGAAUGUACGACACGACGCUGCGUGUCAACAACAACACGCAAAGGGAAGAGAAGGACGAGCAGGAAAAGCAAAGAAAAGGGGGUAGUUAAAGGAUAAAAUAAAUAAAAUAAAAUAUGUGUGCAUACGGCCAUUUCAACCUGCCAUGGUAUCCAUCCCAUUGGGUAACGUAGAGUAUACGUAGAUCUGAGCGUUCGUCGUUGUCUUCUUCACCUCGACUCUUCAC